GCGAGGGACGGAGCCAGCCCGGCGGCCGCGGGCAGACGCUGAAGGAACGGAGGAAGCCGCCAUGUCUCGCUACACGAGGCCCCCCAACACCUCCCUGUUCGUCAGGAACGUCGCCGACGCCACCAGGCCUGAGGACUUACGCCGUGAAUUCGGUCGAUAUGGCCCUAUAGUAGACGUUUACAUUCCACUUGACUUCUACACCCGCCGCCCAAGAGGAUUUGCUUAUGUUCAAUAUCCUUUAUUUUACUAUAUGCAUCUAGUCAUAUUUGAAGAUGUUCGUGAUGCUGAAGAUGCUCUUUAUAACCUCGAUAGAAAGUGGGUAUGUGGCCGUCAAAUUGAAAUACAGUUUGCGCAAGGUGAUCGCAAAACACCAGGCCAAAUGAAAUCAAAAGAACGUCAACCUUGUUCUCCAAAUGAUCAUAGGAGAUCAAGAAGCCCCAGCCAAAGGAGAACUCGAAGUAGAAGUUCUUCAUGGGGAAGAAAUAGGAGGUGGUCUGAUAGCCUUAAAGAGUCUCGACACAGGCGAUUUUCUUACAGCCAGUCUAAGUCUCGCUCCAAGUCACUACCAAGGCAGUCUACCUCAGCAAGGCAGUCAAGAACUCCAAGAAGGAAUGGCUCUCAAGGACGGUCAAGGUCCAAGUCCUUACAAAAAAGGUCCAAGUCAAUAGGAAAAUCACUAUCAAAUUCACCUCAAAAGCAGACUAGCUCAGGAACAAAAUCAAGAUCACAUGGAAGACAUUCUGACUCCAUAGCAAGCUCCCCGUGUAAGUCUCCCAAAGGGUAUGCCAACUCUGAGACGGAAGCACAGACAGCAAAACACUCUCAUUUUCGAUCAUAUUCCAGAUCUCGGAGUUACCGUCAUAAAAACAGUUGGUGAACAACAACAGAAGAGCACUGUGUAAUCUUUAAUAUAAGUUAUUAAACCUCUCAUUAUGUUAAAUAAAACUUCUUCAAGGCAUACAGAAAAUGUGAGUUGAUAUUAGUUACUUUGGGCAUAUGCAAGAAAGAAAACCUCUCUAGCUUUGGUUAAUUAAGAUUUGGUCUCAGUUUAAGGCCCACACUACAAAUUAUCAUGUGUCUGAUGUCACCAUAUUAUGGACUAUUUUUUGUGUAUGUUGUGGCAGAAGGGUACUUUUCAAAGGAAAUGGGUAAAAUGGAACUAAUUGAGAAAAUUCUACUUGGAUAUUAAGUAUUAUUAAUAAAAUAAUAAUACCCUCAAAUAUUUUUUUCUUUAAAGCACUUGAUGUAAAAAGUAAUUUUGACUGUAUAAUUACAUAGGGCAGACUUAAGCUGUUUGACACCUUAUGUCCUCCUUUCUUCUGCUUAAACUUGGGCCAAUUCCUGAUGGUUAUUAGUUCAUAUUACAAAAUUUUGGCAUUCCUGAAAGUAUAAUUUGUAUUGAGAUCAAGCAUUCAAAAGAUAUAUUCUCUCCUGAGUUCAAAAACAGUUUUGCAUCCUGUACCAUGUUCAUUCACUUCAGAAAUAACCUAACAUUUUAAAAAUACUGAAUUUUGAGUGGUUUGAGACUAUUCUAAAAACUGUGCAACACUCAUAAUCCAAAAAUACUCAUAUUAAGCCUUAUAUAUUUAAGAGUGGUACAUUUUGUAUAAAAACAUAUUUUAUACCAUUAUUUCUACAUACCUGU
Manis pentadactyla (Chinese pangolin) is the source of this 1645-nucleotide messenger RNA. It is a transcript of the gene SRSF12, whose product is annotated as serine and arginine rich splicing factor 12. Lineage: Eukaryota; Metazoa; Chordata; Mammalia; Pholidota; Manidae. Gene Ontology annotation, molecular function: RNA binding. The coding region runs from base 62 to 877 and encodes 271 amino acids. Gene Ontology annotation, cellular component: nuclear speck; cytoplasm. The record is from RefSeq and is a predicted model, not a curated record. The transcript is spliced from 5 exons. Gene Ontology annotation, biological process: mRNA splicing, via spliceosome.